AUGGUAAUGAUGCCAUUGGCAUCCUCAAAAGGUAAAUUACAGCAGGCUUACACCUUUCUAAUUUCCGAGACAGUUGAUAAGCCUAAUUCUGAUGCACUGCAGUUUCUGAAACUCCCACCAUUUGGGGCCCUCGAAAAGGUGGCUCAAUCAUUGGAAUCUCAUCCAGAGGGUGGUGGAGGACCUGAAAACACCAUAGCAGCAGCUUACCCAUCUACUUGCUUUAAUUCACCCACAAUUGAGCAGUGUGGGUUGUGUUCAAUAUAUUUUGUUGCCACACUCCAAAAUAGUAUGCAAAUUAACCCACACGGGGUAGGCCAGUGA
Ilex paraguariensis (yerba mate) is the source of this 321-nucleotide messenger RNA. Lineage: Eukaryota; Viridiplantae; Streptophyta; Magnoliopsida; Aquifoliales; Aquifoliaceae. The record is from the annotation of a GenBank genome assembly.